AUGGGAUCUCGCCAUUUCCCAGCCCGGACUGUCCUGUUUGAAAGGGAGACAAGCGGAGUGACAUACCGAGUGCCAGCGCUACUCCACAUCCCAUGUGUAGCCAAACUGUUGGCUUUUGCAGAAGAGCGCCUUAGCGUUGAUGAUGCCCAUGCCAACCUACUGGUGCUGCGGAGGGGCUCAUUCUAUAAAAACUUUGUGGAGUGGGAAGACAUGCGAGCCCUUGAAACUGCAACUCUGCCACACCAUCGCUCUAUGAACCCUUGCCCCAUCUAUGAUGAGCUGACUGGCAUGGUCUUCCUGUUUUUCAUUGCUGUCCUGGGCAGGACCCCUGAAGCCUUCCAGAUCAUCACAGGAGAAAAUGCUGCCCGUCUCUGCUACGUGACUAGUUCUGACCAAGGCAUCAGCUGGAGCCACGUGACGGACCUCACUCAGCAUGUGAUUGGCAGGGCCAUCGAUGAUUGGGCCACUUUUGCACUAGGGCCCGGCCAUGGCAUUCAGCUCAAAUCAGGUCGUCUCCUAUUGCCUGCCUAUGCUUACCACAUCGACUGCCGGGAAUGUUUUGGAAAGCUCUGCAAAACAACCCCACAUGCUUUCACGUUCUACAGUGAUGACCACGGACAGAGUUGGCAAUACGGUGAAUUCAUCCCAAACCUGCAGACGGUUGAGUGUCAGAUGGUAUCAGUGGACGAGGAAGAUGGAACUAAUUUGCUAUAUUGCAAUGCCAGAAGCCCGUUGGGUUUCCGGGUGCAAGCGCUCAGCACAGAUGAUGGAGCAGUGUUUCACGCAGGGCAGCUGGUGCAGAGGCUUGUAGAAACCCCUCAUGGCUGCCACGGCAGCAUCAUUGGGUUCCCAGCUCCACUUUACUAUAUGCAUGGCAAUGUCUGCAGAUUCCAGAAAACAACAUGGUCAGCUAAAGGUACAAGCUUCGUACUGCAGCCUGAAACUGAUGAGAGACCUAAACCCUUUUGCAGCCCACCUACCAUUUCUCUAUGCAGUCAGCCUAUAGGUUGCCAGCAGCAACAGGAAAUGUUUGCAUCGCCCAGAACUUGUAGUCCCAAACACAGCAUCAUUCCUGGUCACAUCACCUCAGAUACAGCAGACAUCAAUCAAAAUAAUCAAGAAGGCAGAACUAUUUCCCAGUCAGGUAUUAUUUUCCAAAUCCCCACAUGGGUGCUUUAUUCCCACCCAACAAGCUCCAGAUCCCGAGUCAACUUAGGAGUUUACCUCAGCACAUUUCCCAGGGAUGCUGACAGCUGGUCUGAACCAUGGAUUAUUUAUGAAGGGCCCAGUGCCUACUCAGACCUGGCUUACAUUCAGCUGCCUUACUCGGAGGUCUCCAUCACUGGGAUCCCAGCCAUAGCUUUUGCCUGCCUGUAUGAGAACGGGGUGAGGACCCCCUAUGAGCAGAUCUCUUUCAGCAUGUUUACUCUGCAUGAAGUUCUUCAAAACAUUCCUCUGGCAACGUCUUCGGCCCGACUGAAGAAGCCAGAAGGCAGAAAAAGAAAGAAAAGGAGCUGUGUACUCUUCUAA
Anolis carolinensis (green anole) is the source of this 1530-nucleotide messenger RNA. RefSeq names its product neuraminidase 4 (gene neu4). The record is from RefSeq and is marked provisional. Gene Ontology annotation, cellular component: intracellular membrane-bounded organelle; cytoplasm; membrane. NCBI's taxonomy places the organism in Eukaryota, Metazoa, Chordata, Lepidosauria, Squamata, Anolidae. Gene Ontology annotation, molecular function: exo-alpha-sialidase activity. Gene Ontology annotation, biological process: oligosaccharide catabolic process; ganglioside catabolic process.